Messenger RNA from Balaenoptera musculus (blue whale), 4437 nucleotides. It is a transcript of the gene FIGN, whose product is annotated as fidgetin, microtubule severing factor. Bases 339 to 2618 code for a protein of 759 amino acids. The transcript is spliced from 3 exons. NCBI's taxonomy places the organism in Eukaryota, Metazoa, Chordata, Mammalia, Artiodactyla, Balaenopteridae. Gene Ontology annotation, molecular function: microtubule severing ATPase activity; ATP hydrolysis activity; ATP binding. The record is from RefSeq and is a predicted model, not a curated record.
UGCUGGCUCCUUCCAAGCAGCUGUUUUGGGUUUGAAAUUCCAACAUGGCAGAGGCUGCAGUCCGUCUUCCCUUCAAAAACUUGGAAUGAUUUCAAAUCAUAGGCACCUUCACUUAACCCUAGCUUCCAUUCAUCAGCAAACACAUCGGAUCGAUGCUACGCUAACCUAUCGGGUUUUCGCUCCGCGCGUUCAGGUUAAAUGAAUACCUGACGAAAGGGCCCACGUUUCAAGGCAGUGACAUUUGAUAGCUGAGAGGAAAAGUGGCUUUAAUGAAAAGCAACCUUUGGAAUUCCUGCUUGUGAGAAAUCCAAUUCAGCUUUUUGUGCUGCCAGCAAGAAAUGAUCAGUAGCACCAGUGUUUAUGGCUUGAAGAUGCAGUGGACGCCAGAGCAUGCCCAGUGGCCAGAACAGCACUUUGACAUCACCUCCACCACUCGGUCUCCCGCCCACAAAGUUGAAGCUUACAGAGGUCAUCUGCAGCGCACCUACCAGUAUGCCUGGGCAAAUGAUGACAUAUCUGCUCUGACUGCAUCCAACCUACUAAAAAAAUAUGCAGAGAAGUAUUCUGGCAUUUUGGAAGGCCCCGUGGACCGACCUGUACUCAGCAACUACUCCGAUGCACCAUCAGGACUAGUGAACGGUCGGAAAAAUGAAAGCGAACCGUGGCAGCCUUCCUUGAAUUCAGACGCUGUUUAUCCCAUGAACUGUGUUCCGGAUGUUAUCACUGCCAGCAAAGCUGGAGUCAGUUCAGCCCUCCCUCCAGCAGAUGUCUCUGCAAGUAUAGGGAGCUCUCCUGGGGUGGCCAGCAACCUGACAGAGCCUAGUUAUUCAAGUAGUACCUGUGGAAGCCACACUGUACCUAGUCUUCAUACAGGGCUCCCAUCUCAGGAAUAUGCCCCAGGAUACAACGGCUCAUAUUUGCAUUCUACUUACAGCAGCCAGCCAGCACCUGCACUUCCUUCACCUCAUCCUUCUCCCUUGCAUAGCUCUGGGCUCCUACAGCCACCACCUCCUCCUCCUCCGCCACCAGCCCUGGUCCCAGGCUACAAUGGGACUUCUAACCUCUCCAGUUACAGCUAUCCCUCUGCUAGCUAUCCUCCUCAUACUGCUGUGGGAUCUGGGUACAGCCCUGGGGGUGCACCCCCUCCUCCUUCAGCAUACCUGCCUUCAGGAAUUCCUGCUCCCACCCCCCUGCCCCCCACCACUGUUCCUGGCUACACCUACCAGGGUCAUGGUUUGACACCUAUCGCACCCGCGGCUCUGACAAACAGUUCGGCAAGUUCUCUCAAAAGGAAAGCUUUCUAUAUGGCAGGGCAAGGAGACAUGGACUCCAGUUAUGGAAAUUACAGCUAUGGCCAACAGAGAUCUACCCAGAGUCCUAUGUACAGAAUGCCCGACAACAGCAUUUCAAACUCAAAUCGGGGGAAUGGCUUUGACAGAAGUGCUGAAACAUCAUCCUUAGCAUUUAAGCCAACGAAGCAGCUAAUGUCCUCUGAACAGCAAAGGAAAUUCAGCAGCCAGUCCAGUAGGGCUCUGACCCCUCCUUCCUACAGUACUGCUAAAAAUUCAUUGGGAUCAAGAUCCAGUGAAUCCUUCGGGAAGUACACUUCACCAGUAAUGAGUGAGCGUGGGGAUGAGCACAGGCAGCUCCUCUCCCAUCCAAUGCAAGGCCCUGGGCUCCGUGCAGCUACCUCAUCCAACCACUCUGUGGACGAGCAACUGAAGAAUACUGACACGCACCUCAUUGACCUGGUAACCAACGAGAUUAUCACCCAAGGACCGCCAGUGGACUGGAAUGACAUUGCUGGUCUCGACCUGGUAAAGGCUGUCAUUAAAGAGGAGGUUUUAUGGCCAGUGUUGAGGUCAGAUGCAUUCAGUGGACUGACGGCCUUGCCUCGGAGCAUCCUUUUAUUUGGACCUCGGGGAACAGGCAAAACAUUAUUGGGCAGAUGCAUAGCUAGUCAGCUGGGGGCCACGUUUUUCAAAAUUGCUGGUUCUGGACUUAUCGCCAAGUGGUUAGGAGAAGCAGAGAAAAUUAUCCAUGCCUCUUUCCUUGUGGCCAGGUGUCGCCAGCCCUCGGUGAUUUUUGUCAGUGACAUUGACAUGCUUCUCUCCUCUCAAGUGAGUGAGGAGCACAGUCCAGUCAGUCGGAUGAGAACCGAAUUCCUGAUGCAGCUGGACACUGUACUAACUUCGGCUGAGGACCAAAUCGUAGUAAUUUGUGCCACCAGUAAACCAGAAGACAUAGAUGAAUCUCUUCGGAGGUACUUCAUGAAACGACUUUUAAUCCCACUUCCUGACAGCACAGCGAGGCACCAGAUAAUAGUACAACUGCUCUCACAGCACAAUUACUGUCUCAAUGACAAGGAGUUUGCACUGCUCGUCCAGCGCACAGAAGGCUUUUCUGGACUAGACGUGGCUCAUUUGUGUCAGGAAGCAGCGGUGGGCCCUCUCCAUGCCAUGCCAGCCACAGACCUUUCAGCCAUUAUGCCCAGCCAGUUGAGACCCGUUACAUAUCAAGACUUUGAAAAUGCUUUCUGCAAGAUUCAGCCUAGCAUAUCUCAAAAAGAGCUUGAUAUGUAUGUUGAAUGGAACAAAAUGUUUGGUUGCAGUCAGUGAUAACUUCUUUAAAAAAAAAUGUAAUGAAUGUUGGCACACACACAUAAAACCUGCUACAUAGGGUAUAGAGCCCCUUUCCAGUAGUGUUUAAAUUGCAAAGGGUACUGGGGAAGAAGACAAUUAAGUUGCAUCUUUAGAGUCAGGGUAGAUUUGGAGGAAAAACGCAUCCAAUGAGAGCUUCUGAUUUGAAAGCCCCAGAUGACAUAAAGCAUCUGCUGAUGCUCAGUUCGGUUCAAGCUAGACAACACUCACCAAGGAGCAAGGUGCAAGUGUGUUGAUUUCAGAAGGACAUGAACCUCGUGUGUUGAUUCCAUUCUGCUGUUCUCGAGAUUUAGUUGCUGUCAAGUGCCUGGAGUGGUGCUUUAUUUUUUGUUUGCCUCACAAUUACAUUGGUGGCAUGUGCUAAUAUAAAGAGCUUUAACUUCAAACAUUAUUGGACUAAAGAGAUGAAUGGUUGUGUUUCGACAGAAAACCAGAUUUUUGCCAUUUUAAGAGCAACAGUAUUCCUCAAUCCUGUCUGUUCUGCAGUAUUAAGCUAAGAACAGGUAAAACAGGGUAACGGUAAUCUGGACCUUAAUUUCUGCAGUUCAUUUCUUUUAAUGUUCUUGUCUGCAAAAACUCAGGAAAGUGAUUGUGAUUUGUACAGUACCUCAAAGGAAUGUGUUGAAAGCACUAUGUACUGCUGAGAGUAAUGGGAUAGGCUUCAAUGUUACUUUAUAUUAAAAUGUAUGUUUACCUCAACAAUUGGAAAAUAGCAAGGAAAAUUACUUUGAAUGUAUCCAGAAAAAUACUGAGUGUGAUACAACUGAAUAUUUACAACUUAAAGUAAAAAUGGAAGGAUUUUUUUUUAAAGGUUCUUUCACUAAUUAUGGGGAAUUGACCAGAGCAGAAUAAUUCUUUAUAUAAAUACCUGCAAGAGUUAUUCGUACAUUGCUCCUUGAUAAUGAAGUGAAAAUGUUCUUAGAAGGUACACUGGUUAAUGGAAAGCUACUUAUUCAGUUUGUGUUAGUGUCUAGAACAGUCAGCCACAAGACCUGUUUAGGACCCUGAAAGUCACAGUACCUAAAAACUAGGACUGCCUUUUCCUGCAGAGCUGGUAAUGGUGGUGGUGAUUUGCAAGUUCUCUCUGAAACUGCUGGGAAUGGUGUCAUCCUAUUCACUAAUCUAGCUUAUAGGCUUGCCGCGCUGUUUGACAGAAUGCAGAAGAUAGCAACCAAAACAAACAAGCAAACAAAUAAAUACAGAAAACAACCAACCAACUUAUAUAUCCGCAAAGAAUAUAUCUACGUCCCCCCUCCUUCUUGACUCCUCUCUUGUCAGUGCAAUUUUGCUUCUCAUUUUGAAAUCUUCUGGGCUGUAGUGCUCCCACAUUCAUUUCUACCUCAGUUUUGUUACAUUUCUCUUGGAAAGUCAAGUAGAAAAUUGGAAGUAGACACACACACACAAAUAUAGCUUGCCAAACAUGCUACUUUGUUUUCUUCCAUCUUUUCCCAUAAAUCUAGUUUCCAAAAAACAUCAGUCUUCAUGCUCACUUCCGCCUAAGUCCACCCUCACCCCAACAGCAUAUGUGGCAUUUUUCUCAAUUUCCCAUUCCUCUCCUGCUCCCCACCAAGUUGUUCUUUGUAUCCUUUAAUGCUUUAUGUGCAACUUUUCAUUGCUAGCUGACUGAUGUUUGGCAAUGCCUCUGAACAGACACGGUGUAAGCUGUAGCCUUCCAAAGCCACUGCCCGUGCAUAAGCAGAACAGCCUGGCUUUUUGAAUGUAUUUUUCCUGGUUUUUUUUUUUUUUUUUCCUUCCUUUUUUUAGUUGAGAGAUGCAG